Molecule: messenger RNA, 2409 nt
Organism: Prorocentrum cordatum
Lineage: Eukaryota; Dinophyceae; Prorocentrales; Prorocentraceae
Source: the annotation of a GenBank genome assembly
CCGGUCCCUCUUCGAACCAGCUGUGCGUACUGCCAGUGCGGCUGGGUCCGACCCGAGCGGGGCUACUCACGGCGAUGACAGCGCAUUGUGGCUCAAGCUCCCGUCGACAGCUUCACGGCCCCAGUCGUCAAACUUGCAAUGCAGAUCCGCAGCCUCGCCGUCCUGUCGCUGGCCCUGCUGCACAGCUCUGGCGCUACGAAGGUUCGCAGCGGCGCGACGCCCAUAGGAAAGGUGAUCGAGAUGCUCACGAGCCUCCAAGGCAAGCUCACGAAGGAGGCCGAGGCUUCCGACAAGGUCUACGAUGAACUGAUGGACAACUGCAAGUUCGGCGCCAAGGACCUCGGGUUCGAGAUCCAGACGGCGGAGGGAGAGAUCGACGAUCUCACGGCCACCAUCGAGAAGGCGAAGGCCGACCUGGUGGCGGAGACCACCAGGAUCGAGACCUUGGGCGCCGACAUCGCGGAGGCGGAGGCAGAGCUGAAGGCCGCACUGGCCAUCCGUACCAACGAGAGCGCCGAGUUCGCCACGGCCGAGAAGGAGCUGGUGGACGUCGUCGACACGCUGAACCGGGCCGUCAACGUGCUGCAGCGCAAGCUGGGCAAGUCCGCCCUGAUGCAGCAGAAAGUGGACACCACCAGCGUUGACUCGCUGCUCCGCUCCCUCUCGGCGGUCAUCGACGCGGCCGCGCUGCCCAUGGGCGACAAGAAGAAGCUGAUGGCGCUGGCCCAAGGCGGCUCGGAGGACGGCGCCGCCGACGGCCAGGAGCCGGGCGCCCCCGCGGCGGAGGCGUACAAGUCGCACGGCGGCAACAUCGUCGAGGUGCUGGAGGACAUGCGGGAGAAGGCAGAGCAGCAGCUGGACGAAUUGAGGAAGCAGGAGACAAGUGCCAAGCAUAGCUACGAGAUGACGAAGCAGAGCUUGGAGGACCAGGCUGCGGCAGACACCAAGGAGAUGGGUCAGGCAAAGGCGGCCAAGGCGAAGGCUGGCGAGUCCAAGUCAGUCGCGUCCGGCGACUUAAAGAUGGCUGAGGAGACCCUGGCCACUUCUAAAGAGAACCUUGCCGAGUUGACAAAGAGUUGCAAGACCGCGACGGAAGAUCACGAGGCUGCCAAGACGAGCCGUGCCGAGGAGAUGAAGGCGAUUGCCGAGGCGAAGAAGGUGCUGGUCGAGAUGACAGGCGCUUCAGACACGAUCGUCUACGGUGGCGCGGCCUCUUUCGCCCAGGUGCGAUCCCGGAAGAAUUUCGAGCUUCGUUCGCACGAGGACCUCGUAAAUUUCGAGGUGGUCAACAUGCUCCGGCAGCUGGCCAAGAGGGACAAGUCCCCGGCCCUGCAGCAGUUGUCAAACCGCGUGGCCGCCACGAUUCACCUGGCGGCGCAGACGGGCUCGGAUCCUUUUGCGAAGGUCCGCACUCUUAUCGAGGGGCUGAUCGCGAAGCUGGAGCAGGAAGCUGGCGUGGACGCCGAUCACAAGAAGUGGUGCGAUAAGGAGUACGGUGAUACCAAGGAGAAGCAGGACGACCUGACCGCCACCAUCGAGUCACUGUCCACGAAGAUCGACAAGGCCAGCUCCACCUCGAUGUCCCUGAAGGACGAGACCAAGGAGACCCAGGCAGCCCUGGCGGAGCUGCUCAAGUCACAGGCAGAGGCGGACAAGGUGAGGUCUGAGCAGAACGCACUGUACCUCGAGACCAAGACCGAUCUUGAGCAAGGCCUGUCUGGCGUGCGCAAGGCAGUGAAGAUCCUCCGCGAGUAUUACUCUGGCGACGAGGCUGCGCAUGGCAAGUCCGAGGCUGGUGGGUCGGUCAUCGGGCUGCUAGAGGUGGUCGAGUCCGACCUCAGCAAGUCCCUCGCGGAGUCCGAGAGCGACGAGGAUACGGCGGCAACUGCUUACCAGAAGAUGACCAUGGAGAACAAGCUCACCAAGGCGACGUACGAGUCCGACAUCAAGUACAAGACCAAGGAGGCCGCCUCGCUCGACAAGGCCAUCACUGAGAUGUCCUCCGACCGCGAGAGCUCGCAGACGGAGCUGGACUCGGUGCUCGAGUAUUCGAAGAGCAUCCGGGCCAGCUGCGAGGUGAAGCCCGAGACGUACGAGGACCGCAAGGCGCGCCGCGACGCGGAGCUGGCCGGGCUGAAGGAAGCCCUGGAGGUGCUGGGCAGCAUGUCGUUCGCGCAGACCGGCAGCGUCCUCGGCGGGCUCCGCCGGGCGCUGCGGCCCGCGCGCGGGCCCCUUUGAGGGCCGCGCCCGCCGCCGACGCGCAGCGGGGCCAGCUGAGACGGCGUGUCAAAACCUGACCUCCGACCGUCGUCCAACACAUUUUUUUUGAUCCGCGGGUCGAGAGCGCACCUCUUCCGGGUCAAAGCUCAGCGGGCCGCGCGAAGCUUGAAUUAACCAGAGAUGGGGGGG